Molecule: messenger RNA, 4721 nt
Organism: Motacilla alba alba
Lineage: Eukaryota; Metazoa; Chordata; Aves; Passeriformes; Motacillidae
Gene: PHF14
Product: PHD finger protein 14
Exons: 17
Coding region: 176-2701 (841 amino acids)
Biological process (GO): regulation of transcription by RNA polymerase II
Source: RefSeq, a predicted model, not a curated record
CCCCUCGCCGUGCGCACGCGCCCGGGCGGCGCCUGCGCGGCGGAGCGGGCGGCGGGGCGGGCGCGGGUCUGCAUCCGGGUCGCCGCCGUGCCCAUUGUCUGGGGAAGGGGCCCGGGGCUCGGCGGCGCUGCACCCGAGGGCCCCUGCCCGCCCGCCGCCCACCCGCGCAGGCUUUAUGGACCGCAGUUCGAAGAGGAGACAGGUGAAGCCUUUGGCAGCUUCGCUGCUGGAAGCUUUAGAUUAUGAUAGCUCUGAUGACAGUGAUUUUAAAGUUGGAGAUGCUUCAGAUUCUGAAGGAAGUGGUCAUGGGAGUGAAGAUGCAUCUAAGGACAGUGGUGAAGGUUCCUGUACUGAAUCAGAAGAAAAUAUCUUGGAGGAGGAACCAGCAGAAGAGAAAGUAGAAGAGCAGCAGCCGAAAGCCUCCACUGAAGAAGUGCCAACAACAGACAAAGAGGUAAUUAAAACUGAAAAGAAAGAGCAAGAAGAUGAAGAAGAAAAGCCAAAAAAGAAGAAAGAGAAGGAGAAAGCAGCUGAACCUGAUGCUGUGGCUGAUGAGCAAACAAAUGAACCAAAAAAAUGGAAUUUGCGCAGGAACCGACCCUUGCUGGAUUUUGUAUCGAUGGAAGAGCUGAAUGAUAUGGAUGACUACGACAGCGAAGAUGACAAUGACUGGCGGCCUACUGCUGAGAAAAGAAAAGGAAAGAACGCGCUGAAAAAAGAGGGAAGUGAUGGAGAUAACGAAGAUGAUGAAGAUGACGGGAGUGGAAGUGAUGAGGAUGACAAUGAUGAGGAAGCUAAUGAGGAAGAUAAUAGCAGUACGGCUAGCGAUGGAGGAUGCAAGAAGAAGAAGAGUAAAGUUCUUAACAGGAAUAAUGCAGAUGAUGAGGAAUUGACAAAUGAUAGCCUGGCUCUUUCACAAAGCAAGAGUAAUGAGGACUCAUUGAUCCUUGAGAAGUCUCAAAAUUGGAGCUCCCAGAAAAUGGACCAUAUUUUGAUUUGUUGCGUUUGUCUUGGAGAUAACAGUGAAGAUGCUGAUGAAAUAAUCCAGUGUGACAACUGUGGAAUAACAGUGCAUGAAGGUUGCUAUGGUGUUGAUGGAGAGAGUGACUCUAUCAUGAGUUCAGCUUCAGAAAAUUCCACAGAGCCUUGGUUUUGUGAUGCAUGCAAAUGUGGUGUCACACCUAGUUGUGAAUUGUGUCCCAACCAGGAUGGGAUCUUCAAGGAGACUGAUGCAGGCAGGUGGGUCCACAUUGUUUGUGCCCUCUAUGUUCCAGGAGUGGCAUUUGGAGAUAUUGACAAGCUGCGGCCAGUAACACUAACAGAAAUGAAUUAUUCCAAAUAUGGUGCAAAGGAGUGCAGCUUUUGUGAAGAUGCUCGUUUUGCCAGAACUGGUGUAUGCAUUAGUUGUGAUGCUGGGAUGUGCAGAGCUUAUUUCCAUGUGACCUGUGCUCAGAAGGAAGGCCUCCUUUCAGAAGCAGCAGCGGAAGAGGAUAUAGCUGACCCUUUUUUUGCUUAUUGUAAACAGCAUGCGGACAGGUUAGACAGAAAAUGGAAGCGGAAGAACUACUUGGCUUUACAAUCUUACUGUAAAAUGUCCUUGCAGGAAAGAGAAAAGCAGCUUUCACCAGAAGCUCAGGCUCGAAUCAAUGCCAGGCUCCAGCAGUAUCGUGCCAAGGCGGAGCUGGCGCGCACCACCAGGCCCCAGGCCUGGGUUCCCAGGGAGAAGCUGCCGCGGCCACUGACGAGCAGCGCUUCGGCCAUACGGAAGCUCAUGCGCAAAGCCGAGCUGAUGGGAAUUAGCACAGACAUUUUUCCAGUGGAUACUUCAGAUACAAGUUCCAGUGUUGAUGGAAGAAGAAAACAUAAACAGCCAGCUCUCACUGCUGACUUUGUGAAUUAUUACCUUGAGAGAAAUAUGCGCAUGAUUCAAAUCCAGGAGAAUAUGGCUGAACAGAAGAACAUCAAGGAUAAGUUAGAAAAUGAGCAAGAAAAACUUCAUGUGGAGUAUAAUAAGCUGUGUGAGUCCUUGGAAGAGCUACAAAAUUUGAAUGGAAAACUGCGAAAUGAAGGGCAAGGAAUUUGGGCUCUCCUGGGUAGAAUCAUUGGACAGAAAUUGAACAUACCAGCAAUUUUACGGGCUCCUAAGGAAAGGAAACCAAGUAAAAAGGAAGGAGGAACACAAAAGGCAUCUACACUUCCAGCAGUACUUUAUAGUUGUGGAAUUUGCAAGAAGAACCAUGAUCAACACCUACUGCUACUGUGUGACACUUGCAAACUUCAUUAUCAUCUUGGUUGCCUGGAUCCACCUCUUACAAGGAUGCCAAGGAAGACCAAGAACAGUUACUGGCAGUGCUCAGAGUGUGACCAGGCAGGUAGCAGCGAUAUGGAGGCUGAUAUUGCCAUGGAAACCUUACCAGAUGGGACCAAAAGAUCAAGGCGGCAAAUUAAGGAACCGGUGAAAUUUGUUCCUCAGGAUGUGCCAACAGAACCGAAGAAAAUUCCAAUCAGAAACACGAGAACUAGAGGACGAAAACGAAGCUUUGUGCCUGAAGAAGAAAAACCUGAGGAGCGUAUUCCCAGAGAAAGAAGGCAACGGCAGUCUGUGCUGCAAAAGAAGCCCAAGUCAGAGGAUUUAAGGACUGAGUGUGCUACCUGCAAAGGCACUGGAGACAAUGAAAAUCUAGUCAGAUACCCUUCAUGAGACACAACUCUGCCACAACUCAUCCUCGGAGGCAAUCGUGGAAACCUUUUAUAAUAGGAUUUUUAAAUGUGGAUAAAGCUCUCAAUAGAAUACCUAAAGUAAAGGAGAACAGCUACCUUGUCUCAACUAUAAGCUUAUUAUGACAAAACAUUGAGUUUGCUUGUCAGGCUUGGAUAGAAUGUAAUUGAUUGGUUUGUUAUUUGGACUGACAAGGUAGUUAAUUUGCCUGCAUUUUUUUGCACUAUUCAGGAACAUUUUGUAUGUGCAUCGUUGAAAAAUCCCGGAUAAAUGUCUUGUCAGGAUUGUCCUAUUAAGUAAUGUCUCUUUCCCCUGUGCUUCGUUGGCAAAUGAUGUUAUACAAUGCUUGGAUUCAUUGAAGAGUGACAGAAGCCUGUGGGACUUAAAUAUUGUGUGUUCCUCUAUGGUGAUACUGAAAGAAAUAAGCAACGGUUUGCCAUCUGCCUGCCACUCUACUUAUUUACAGUUUAAUAAGAACAUUUCUAUAAAGAACACUGUGUUGUACAUAGACCUUACUGUAAAAAGGAUUGUUUCCUAAAAAAAAAAAAUAAAUGUUCAGUGAUAAUGAGACCUGUAAAACACUUGAGACGUACUAUUCUGAAAGAAUAGAUUUGCCAUGGAAAAAUUGAUUUUAUGCUUAUUAGUAUGAACUAAUUGUUUCUGACUCCAGACACUUGAGUGAACAGAACUAUACCUAUACUUCUUUCUGGAAUUUUUUUUUUAAAUAAGAAAAAAAUUGAGUAUGUGCAGGCAUUUGUUUCAUUUGCCUUACUUCUCUGGCAGUGUUCAGGACAAGCUUAUCUCCUCCCAAUACAAACAUGAAAUUGUUUUGUAAGUUGGGGAAGGAAUGAAGAAUUGAUCACACAGCGUGACAGCUGAGAUCUUCGUCUCCGUCCGUAUAUAUCCUGGUAGAUGCACACAUAGUAUUUUGAUCUUCAAAUGGUACAGAUCCAGUUCUUAAAUCUACAGUAUCAGAGUGUUGACAUCUUCAUCGUUUUCAUCUUGAACUUGCUCGGAAAAAUUCUGCUCAAAUGCAAUCACACUUGUAACUUUAUGACCUAUAAUCUUUGAAUUUCUUGAGAUAUGGUGGGUUUUGUCAUCUAUCGAGGCACGUUUCCAUUUGAAAGUAUUUUUUAAACUUAAAAAAGAAAUUAAAUGCUGUAAUAAGUAAUAGGAGAAUAUCCAAAUUUAUGUGUACUUAUCUACGAGUCAUAUCUUACCAGGGCAUUUCAUGUUUGAAUAUUAUAUUAAAUAAAAGUACCCUGAUGUCUAACCCGUCGUUUCAUUUUAAAAAGGGGGUGGGAGAAUCUCAGAGUUAAGAUUUUUGUUGGAGCUAUCAGAAAUGCUUAUCAUUCUGUUUUGGCAAAUACAUACAAAGACACCUUAAAAAUAAAGAGAUUUGCACUAGCAAGUAGACGCUAAUGCAGGAAUUUGAUCUUUAAAGAUCUGUGAAUCCUUUCUAGGAAGAAAAGACCCAAAUUUAUUGACCACUUGUGCAAUAUUCUGAAAGUAAGAGGUUGUGUCCACAUGCUGUGUAAGCAAGAGGGGAAAAAAAUGUUUGCCCGUACAUCAGGCUGAGUUUAUGAAAAAAAAAAAGAAAAAGUAAUGUUUACUGUGAUUUAUGAUCAUUUAUUAAACAAAAACAGUCUAGGUAUUGUGGAUAGGAGAGAAUGAUAAGUGUGGCUUAUCUUGGCUUUAGUAGGACUUUCAAAAUAAUUCUGUGUGUGACAGUCCUUUAAAUAAGUUAAAGAUUCUGUUAUUUAAGCUCCGAUAAAAUACGUAGCUGAUUAGGAGUGUAAACAAACUUCUAUGGACUCACUGUCAAAUGAUACUCAGCUCACUGAGUAUCAUUUGACUGGGUUCCAGUCAAGCUCUCCUGGAUUCGUAUUACAAUAUUUUUGUUAAUUUUUGCUUUAGCGUAUUAGGUAUGAAAGAAAGUGUUUGGUUACAUUUGCAGGUGAUGACAGUAAGAUGUGAGGAAGUACAGUGUUAGAAUUUAAAA